GCCGCGCUGCGCCUGCGCGCGCCUCGCGCCGGCCGCCCGCCCCUCCUAGCGCCUCCCAGCCACCCCGCCCCAGGCCGGGAGCCGGGAAAUGGGCGGCAAGGCCGCGCGGCGCGAGCCCGCGCCCCCUUCCAAUCAAUGCCGCUCGUCGCCCGCCCGCAGCUUCCCAUUGGCCAGCUCUCGCCGGAGGCGGGGAGAAGGGGGCCGGGCGUCUGCCUGCCUCUUGGCCAAUCGCCGGGCCCACCGCGCGCGCCCCUGGUUGCCCCUGGAAACCCAACAGCCGGCGUCUCGGAUCCGCCGCUCCCGCCGACCGGGAGGGAGAUGGACCGCAGCUCCGAGCACCGUGGGGGCCCCGGGGGGGAAGACGGAGAUGUGGCUAACCUGUCCCCCAAGCUGUCCGGGAUCAAGGCCACCUCUGGCCCCCACUCCCCGGCCGAACCGCCGGAGCCGGAGCCGGAGCCGGGGACCGUAGAGGCUCCGGAGGGAGGCGCCGCCGAGGACGAGCCCGCCGAGCCCCGCGAAGGGCCGGCGGCCACGGAGGCUGUGGACCAGGCGGCACCCGGGGAGCCGGAGCCGCCGGCCGAGGCUGAGACUGAGCCGGAACCCGGGGAGCCGGCCGACGCUGGGCCUGAGGAGACAGCCCAGCCGGGGCCCGAAGGCGGGUCCGCGGAAGCGGAGGAGAGGGCGGAGGAGGAGAGGGAGGAGGCGCAGGAGGGGGAGGAGGCGGAGGGGUCGGAGGGGUCGGAGGAGGGAGAGGAGGCCGCGGCAGCGGCGGGCAAGGCGAGGAGGAAGAAAGCCCCCUCGGCGGUCUCUGUGCCGCUGUCCACCACCGGCCAGGAGAAAGCUGCGCCAACCCGGGAGGCUGCGCAGGAGGACGGGGAGAAGGAGGAGGAGAGCGAGGAAAUCAAGGGGAGGGGUGUGCAAGGAAGCCCGGUGAAAAGCAAGGAAAAGGAGGAAGGUGAGAGACUGGACGAGGGGGAGGAUGAAUGGACCGAGGAGAUGAAGAAGCUGCAGGAGCACCAGCUGCGCGCUGAGCUCCUGGAACAGUACCAGUCGCUGGUGGUGGAGCGCAGCAACUACCAGCGUUACAACAUCUACCUGCAGCACAAGAUCUCCGAGGCGCUGCGCAAGAAGAAGGGCCUGGAUGCCACCGAGGUGCCCGACAAGGGCAUGGAGCCCGAGGCCCCAGAGAAAGAGCAAGCAUACCUCCGCCAUCUGGCCUUGCUGGAGGAGCUGAGGAAGCAACAGGCAGACGACCUGGACUGGUAUCACCAGGAGCUGAACCAGCUGAAGAAGCAGUGCAAGGAGGUGCUCUCCAGCGUGGAGAAGGAAUGGACAAGCUUCCAGGCGCUCAAGAAGCAGGUGGUGAUGCAGGCCAUGGGCAGCUGUCAGAUGCGCGGCGGUCGCCAGGCUGCACUGCGAGAGGUGGAGCAGAUCCAGGCGCUGGAGGACAAGAAGGAGAAGGAGAUGAGUGCCGUGAGGCUUGAGAACGUGCAGCUAAAGCAGAGCUUGGUGCAUUUUGAAACACGGAUGAGGGCCCAGGAGGACCUGACGGAGGGGCUGCUCCUCAUCGAUUUUGAACAGCUGAAGAUUGAGAACCAGACCUUCAAUGAGAAAGUGGAGGAGCGAAACGAGGAACUUUUAAAACUGCACAACAAGGUGACCAACAACGUGCAAAUAAUAACCCACGUGAAAGAGAAGUUACACUUCGUGGACAUAGAAAACGUGUGCAAAAAGACACAGCUUUUGGAAAUUGAGGCUCAGGUGGCCCUGAGGAGGGACAUCCUGACCAGGACGAAGCAGGUCCGGGACAGCCUGCGGGCUGACAACAUCAAGCUGAAUCAGAAGUGCGGGCUUCUGGGCAAGGAGCUACUCCUUCGGGACAUGGAAGAGAAGGUAGACAGGACAGAAGUGCUCAACCAGCGCAUAGAGUACCUGAAGCGCCAUCAUGCUGGGCUUACUAUGUCCUGCAGAGGUGUGAAGCAGAAGAUCAGGGAGGCCAAAGCCUUCCUCCCACCUUAACACCCACGAUAGGAAGAGUCAGCAGAACGUCUUUGAUCUCAGCAACUUUUAUCCUUCGUUAACUUUUAUUCUCCACUUGCGGCCAUUCUUUCAAAGUCCUACAGUGUGGGGAUGAUGCUGUAUUUUGUAUUGAUCCCAUCAUUUUCAGCUCCUAAAUUAGUCCUGAGCAAAAUUGGGCUAGCCGUCAGUUUUACACGGGGUGAAGUAAAACAGGCCCAAAGAAACAGCUGUGAUGACUUAAUGUACCUGACUUCUAGAAGCCUUGGUGUAGCUGAGCAAUUCCGUCAUUUCAAUGAUCUGAUCCUGAGGAAAACUGUUCCUCGUCCAUACAUCAGAGGGUUCAACAAACAGGCACGGAACCAAGAAAUGUCCUGUGCAUUAAGCUAAUUAUUAAGUCUCCUUUGAAUGUAUUAAACUGUGUAGUUCUAAGUCACAUCCUCAACUCAAAGCUCACUAGUUUCCUUCGAUGAAUCUAAACUUGUUUUGUUUGUAAGUAGCACUGGCUUCUGGGUAAUAAACAAGAUGAGGGAAACGAGAGAAAUGAUAAAUAGGAAAAGGAGCUGAGGUUCUUCUGUCCUCUUUCCUUUUUCCACGAGAGGAGGCUCGGUCUGCUUGACCAUUAGCGCUUGCUUCUGGCUCAAUGACAGUCUGCAAUUCUAAUGAAACGUUUUCUGGGAUCCUCUCAAGAAACGCAAUUAUCUAUACGUAAACAUGAAACUUUGUUGUCCGUAAGUCUUUUGUUCUUGGCAAGGUAUUUUUGGAUCUUGGCAAGAGGACCCUCACUAUGCAUGUGAUUUUACUCUGUAUCAAAUAUUAAAGUGCCUACUACUCCUUGUGUUAAUGUGAGAAACACCUGAUAGGUCUACCUCUUUCAUCCAGAAUCAGUGAUUCCAUUUCCAGUUUUCUUUGGUGCUUUUGGAGCUAGGGGCUUGGCUUUAUUUCUUUUUAGCUUUCAGUGGAAUUUUGAGUUGGGCAGAUUUGGGAUUAGAAGUAUUCUCCCAUCCCUAAGCUUAAGUAGGUCGUAAGGAGGAUGAGCUAGUUUUGGGUGCCGAACACCUGUAAAGAAGGAUAGAAACCCCUCUCCGGGCCGAUGACGCAGUUCGUCGUGAGAAGGUCACGAUGACUUUAGCUUUUGGGGGUGCGAUUGUUUUCUAAGGUGUGUGCCCUUUGAAGCCAAUAAAGGCUGAUUAAAAUCCCUUUUCUAACUUUUACAGCUUGGACACACUCUUUUAUAGGAUCAUACUUGUCACACCGCACACACGUAACAAUGAGGGGAGUUUUUAAAAAGCAUUCACUUCCUGCUUCCUCUUCCAUCCUCCUCAUCCUUUACACUUGUCUUCCCUCUACCCUGUUCAUCAAGGCCAAAGCGACGUAGCAAAUCACCAGCAAGCAGCCCUUCGUGUUCUUUGUGCCUCCUGCAGGAGCGGCACAGACCCACCGGGGUCUCCGGCGGUUGGGAAGGCUUCGGACUGAACCUGGCGUCGUGCUCGGUGGCUCCCCGCAGCUAGCAGUUUUCAUGGCCACAGUGCCUGUCCCUUGGGCUCACUAGCGGGAGAGGAGGUAUUUUCAGCGGACUCGGACCCACCGGCAGUUACGCAGGCCUCACCAAGCCCUCCCUCGGCAGCCUGGAGCUGGGCAGACCGGCCUCUCGAGGGCACGAGAUACAGAGACUGACGAAGCUGGCAUUGCUCUCAGCUGUUAAGUUACCAGUGUUCUCCCAAAUUACCUUCUCCCACGCUAGAGAUGUUACAGUUCAUUAGAAGAUAAAUAAUCUUCUGUUGAUGACUUCACAACGAGGUUCCUUCUAAUUAAAUUACAGGAGAGCUCUUGAUCAUGAAACAGCAACCCCUUCACGAAGUGCUUCUUCAGCUCGCCUCUGAGGAAGAAGGCCAUAGACCCUCCAGUCUUGCUGACGGGCCCCAUCGCAGCCUCUGACCCACUGCUCUGUGACUGUGUGCGUAGUCCUCUGGGCCCCGGGGAGACAGAGGUCUGGGAGGCGAGGACAGUCAUCCUCCCUCGGAGCCCGCACGAUGCCUACCUAGCCCAUAAUCGAUGCUCUGUAAUCUGUUGGAUUAUUAACACAUCAACAUCAUAGCAUUCUCAUUUUCUGGCAAAAGUGUUGCUCGAAUGCCUAGAAUAGGCAGACGCUGCUAGUCCUGUAUCAGACUCGAGAAAUAACCACAGGCAGAAAGAGGUUUCCAGAACUAGAACCGAUGAGGAAAAUGACGGUCCAUUCUAGAGAGACCGCCUCCAGGGAGCCUGCCUGCCUCUAGAAGAUAAAGAGGGGCGGCGGCGGCUCGACUCGAGACCUCUGACGUCUCGUCAAAAGAGAGGGCCUGCAGAACGCAGGUACAGUGCAACCUGAGCUGUUACAGGACAUGACUUCUUGUGGGUCGGAGUUGGAAGUGUCCCCUUCGUGUCACAGGCGCUUGUGUGGCUGGGAAGCACGGGCAGGAGGGAAUCGGGCACCAGCUGCGUGGAGCCCAAGGCAUCGAAAAGGGAACACUUUUCAUUGGUAGCUGGAUGUCAUUUCUGGCGGCUUACCGCAUUUGAGAUUUUUAAAUGACGUAAGUGGAGAAACAUGCUUUCUUUUUUUGUUAAGUGGGUCUGAAGCCAUAAUUUAGAUGUUUGCCAAUCGUCGGGGAUGCCUGUCUGAUAAAAUCAUAGCAGAGUUAAUGAGCCCCGAUCUGCAACUUGGGUUUUAAACUCGAAGACCAUCUUCAUGUGAGAAGGAUGAGUCAUGCAAGGGGCAUGAUCGGGAAGGACUCCGGGGGGCCCUGCGGCUGAGCUGAGCGGCUGGUGGGGGCCGCAGGCUGGGUACCGCUCCUGGUCCACACCUCCUGCUUGCCCACCGUAACCCUGUCUACACAGGCGUGGGUUUGAAUGAAUACACCUCCACCUGCCCCAGCUUUUUACCUGAGGCAGGCUUCUAAUAUUUCACCCAAAGGAUGCCAAGGUUGAGUACAAAGGUGCACCUAGGAGGAAGACACAGCGUCGCACUUGCAAAUAAGGGCUUUGGAAUCAGGCUGACCUGGAUUCCAUAUCUCUUCUGUUUGUGACCUGGGCCAACAGUCCACCUCUCUAAACCUCAAUGUGCUCCCCCAUAAAAUGGGGGAAAAAUUUAUAAAAGUCAUUAUACGAAAAAAGUAUCUCUUCCGUAGGUGGUGAAAUUAGGAUUUUUAUUUUUUGUAUUUCCAAAUUGUAUACAAUGAACAUGCAAUUUUAAUAACGGGGGAAAUACCGAUUUUUAAAAUCCCCAAAUUCCCCCCAAGAGUUCAGAUACUAAAAGUUUACGUGUCAAGAGCAUGAUUCUAUCUCUGCUGAUGGGUUUCUUUUAAUGACACAAUUAAUUCAGCAACCUAUUUUAAUCCUCACAAGCCAGUGGACAGAUGCUGGUGCCCUUUUUAAGCUCUGGUUACAGAAAAGAAACAUGAGGCUCAGAGCAUUUAAAGACUCCUGACCUGACCUCUAACUAAACGACACCUGAAACAGGAGCUGUUUUUGGCUGGAGCAGCUUCUCCCGGGAGCUCGGGAGCGGGGUCGAGAAGCCGCAGGAACGAUGUCUAGGCACCGAGAGACGGGGCGGGGGGCGCGGGCAGGGGUGCCGGUAACUCGUGCUGUCCGGGGGUCAAGACUACUGCCCCUCCCUCCACAGGCUCAGGCAUUCUGGGAGAAGGGGCCUUGGUGCGGCCGGGCCCCGCGGAGCAGCAACCUUCUAGAGCCGGCUGGCUGCAGGCGGUGCUCAUGGAGGAGCCCGGGCUCCUGAGCCAGCCCCGCGCUCCCGGCCUCUCGGGAGGACCCGGGCACGGCGAGCUCCUGCGUGGGCCCCGACUGAGGACUUGCCGCGGCUCUGCUGGCCACGCACGCCCUUCCUCUGAUGACCAGGGGCUCCUCUCAGGUCCCACGCAGUCCCUGCCCUGUACGGGGGCAGAAUCUCGUUCCGUCUCUGGGCCUUGGUGGCAGGCUCCACAUGCCGGGUGGUGGUUUUUGAACCGUCAGCCCCCUGGCUUCUCUUGGGAAAACGGUCCACAGCUUCCACCGCAAGCCUGGUGCAACCCAAGGCCGUGCCCGAGCCGGCCGUCGGGCGUGGGCCGGUGCCUCGCACACAGGCCCUCGGGUGAGUGAAUCCAGGCCUCGCCCCAAACCCUGCACUGGGGAGUUGAGGUCAGAGCGAGAGGAGCAAGGCUUCCAAAGGCCGCAGAGCAAAUCUGUUCCCUGGGGAGACGGGCAGCAAGGGCUCAGGGGCCCCAGGGAAAGGGUGUGAACCCCAGCCCCGCUGCUAACUGGCCGCAGGAGCCCAAGCAGAUCGGCUUUCUGCGUCACACCUUUGGAAUGGGGACAGUGACAGAGCUGCUGCGGAGAGAAAUGAGGCCAUUCACAGAACGCGGCCUGGGGCCGGGCGUGGGUGCGGCGGGCAGCAAGCCCCGGGACACGACGGCCGUCCAGCACGGCCACCCUCGUCGGCCACAGCACCCCCCGGCCUGGGCCAGGUGGAGAAAAGGUAACAGUGGAGCGGAGCAGCCAUGGGAUCCCCUGGUGAGAAGAUGGGAGCCUGGUGCUGGGGGCCGAAGACACGGGAGCGAACACCCUGACCAGAGCCGCGCCGUCUCUGGGGGAGAGAAGCGGGGGGAGCAGUCACAGGGCGGAGGGUGGUGGCCCAGCGCAGGCCGUCAGCCUCGCUGCCACGGGAGGGCCAGCACCGUCUUGUUCCUGCAGGUCAAGAAGGGAUUCUCCUGGGGGACCAGGGACAAGAGAGGUGGCAGCCCUGACAGCCCCCCACCUUCUGGCUGGGCCGCCUGCCCUCGGCCGAACGGCUGGCGUCACACGUGAGCACCCGCUCUGACCGGCGCCAAGUGACCUCUCGGGCUGCGUCCUGCUCACCGUCACCGUGGCGGGGUGGCUGGACUGACCUCCACCCCGGAGCCGGCAACGGAGGUGCCCAUGGUCCCCCGCAGGCUGGUGGGGGGCCUACAGGGCAGCACCUGGCCGACCAGGCCCUGAGCAAGUGCCCGGGUGAGUGUGCAGCCCAGCAGCUGGCUCAGGGUGAGCGCGGGCUCACUGCUGCGAUCGGGGACAGGAAUGGGGUCAGCGAGUCUGAGGUUCCCCUUGGGCGUGCAAGGGCCACGCUGAACUCCCAAAUCCCGGUACCAAAUUAACAUAACCACACCUUUUUUAUUUAACGAGCAGAACAAGUGGGUUUCAAAAUGUGAUGCUCGGGGCGCCUGGGGGCUCAGUCGGUGAAGCGUCUGCCUUCAGCUCAGGUCAUGAUCCCAGGGUCCUGGGAUCGAGCCCCGCGUCGGGCUCCCUGCUCGGUGGGGAGCCUGCUUCUCCCUCUCCCUCUCGCUUUGGGCUCUCUCGCACACGCA
This is a messenger RNA of Mirounga angustirostris (Northern elephant seal), 7385 nucleotides long. It is a transcript of the gene CFAP184, whose product is annotated as cilia and flagella associated protein 184. Gene Ontology annotation, cellular component: axoneme; ciliary basal body. Bases 136 to 2019 code for a protein of 627 amino acids. Lineage: Eukaryota; Metazoa; Chordata; Mammalia; Carnivora; Phocidae. Gene Ontology annotation, biological process: cilium assembly. The record is from RefSeq and is a predicted model, not a curated record. The transcript has a single exon.